AUGCGAGUGAAACGAGAAACGCGCGAACAAGCAAGGCAACACCGUUAUACCCUUCUCGAGAAACGUGUCGAAGAAGAAGCUGAGGCAUAUCGGCAAGAUGCUGCGUCAACAUCGAAUGGCCUGCAGGGUUGCAACGAGGGCAGUACAGUAUUGCAGGAUAAAGUCGUGGAAUUGGAGGACCGAUUUCAACGAGCAAUGUUCCUUUAUUCUCAGCUAGACAAUGAAAAGUCAGCUCUAUUAUAUGAGGUGGACUUGUUAAACGACGAAUUGGAAGAGAAGGAAGUUCUUUUGCAGCAGUCUAAUAGAGAAUGUCGCGACCUCACCAGUGAAGUGAAACUACUAAAACGGACGAUUGAAGCAAUGACAGCUACACAAAACAAUUUAAAGGCUGAAAUCGCUCAACGGGAUCGUUUGAUUCAACUCCCCGUUAUAGAAUAA
Molecule: messenger RNA, 438 nt
Organism: Cooperia oncophora
Lineage: Eukaryota; Metazoa; Nematoda; Chromadorea; Rhabditida; Trichostrongylidae
Source: the annotation of a GenBank genome assembly